Clonostachys byssicola is the source of this 633-nucleotide messenger RNA. Lineage: Eukaryota; Fungi; Ascomycota; Sordariomycetes; Hypocreales; Bionectriaceae. The record is from the annotation of a GenBank genome assembly.
AUGAAGAGAACACCAGAAAGCUCCAAGAUGACCAACACGCCAGGCACAAACUUACCCCCCUCCACAACCUCCGGCCCCGAAUCCCCAAUCUUCUUCUUCAAGCCCGACGAGCCCCUCGGCGAGUUCUGCCAGUGGUACCCAUCCAAGUUCACCGUCAGCAAGGCCGACAUGUCCGCCCUGAUCGGCCACCCCAUCGACCCGGACGACCCGGAGGGCUGGCAGCCCAUCUACUUCGGCUGCGCCGAGCAGUUCAUGAUGUACUGCAAGGCGGGGCGAUUCCGCGACGCGGAGACGCAGAGGCUGGUCCUCGCGACCAGGGAUCCCAAGGAGCAGAAGCGCCUGGCGCGCCUGACCAGAGGGUUUGAGGCUGCCAGCUGGGAUGAGAUCAAGAGCGAGGUUGUGGUGGUCGGGAAUAUGGGGAAGUUUGGGCAGAAUCGGCGGCUGAGGAGCUUGUUGUUGAGUACGGGGGAUCGGGUUUUAGCUGAAGCGGCUUCGCAGGACCGGGUGUGGGGGAUUGGAUAUACUGCUAGGGAGGCCAUGGCGCUUGGGAAGCCGGAGCUUUGGGGGGAGAAUAGAUUGGGGAAGGCGUUGAUGGAAGUGAGGCGGCGACUGCGGGAGGAAGAGGAGCAAUAG